Molecule: messenger RNA, 2609 nt
Organism: Cryptotermes secundus
Lineage: Eukaryota; Metazoa; Arthropoda; Insecta; Blattodea; Kalotermitidae
Gene: Ctl2
Product: CTL-like protein 2
Exons: 10
Biological process (GO): transmembrane transport
Cellular component (GO): membrane
Molecular function (GO): transmembrane transporter activity
Source: RefSeq, a predicted model, not a curated record
UUUCUGGACGCUGCCUACCUACACCUAUAGAUCCCGAGUCUGAGAGCUUACAGAACUUCUUUAAUAAGACCAAAGAAGCACUGGAGGAUUUGGUGCUGGGUCAGAAAGGUGUAAACAUCUUAGCUGAUGCAAAACAGUCACCAGCAGAAACAUUCAGAUUUUUGGGUCUUCAGGGCUAUGUCGUUUCUGGACGCUGCCUACCUACACCUAUAGAUCCCGAGUCUGAGAGCUUACAGAACUUCUUUAAUAAGACCAAAGAAGCACUGGAGGAUUUGGUGCUGGGUCAGAAAGGUGUAAACAUCUUAGCUGAUGCAAAACAGAUGGGUCAUAAGAUAGUGCAGGACCUGAGUAACAGCUGGCCCUACAUUGUUGGAGCUCUGGUUGUGGCCAUGUUGCUGUGCCUCAUCUACAUUUUCCUCAUGCGUUGGUUCGCUGGCUUCAUGGUCUGGCUGUCACUUUUUAGUGUUGUUGGUUUGCUGUCAUAUUGUUGCUAUGCAAGCUAUAUGAAGUAUGAUGAGCUGGGCAGAGCAGGAGGAGAUUCAGACAGUGCAUCAUCAAGUUCUAAUUCCAACAGUGGCAUCCUGAACCAGGUUCAGCAAGAAGUGGACCAUAUCUUGCACAUGAAAUACACAUGGCUUGUUUUCCUUCUCAUUUCUGCAGUCUUAUUGGGCAUUGUUUUAGUGGUGAUGCUCUUUCUCCGUAAUAGAAUCCGAAUUGCAGUAGCUCUCAUUAAGGAGGCAAGCAAGGCUGUGGCCAGUAUCAUGUCUACACUGGUGUUCCCCCUCUUCCUCUGGGUGAUGCAGCUGCUGGUCACAGGCUGGUUUUUGUUGGUACUGCUCUACCUUGCCUCCUCCACACACCCCGUGUAUAAAGCUGCAAUGGACAACUGCACAUGUCAUACUCUCAGUGGCACAUAUGAGGCUGGUGACAGAUGUGAUCCAGACACCUUCAGUAUCUGUUUAGCAUCAUGCCCGACUGCUGUGUGCCACUUUUAUGGCUCUGAGAAAGAGAAAUAUGUAAACUAUCUUCAUGCAUACAAUGCUUUUGGUAUAUUUUGGUUGAUGUUUUUUAUCUCUGCUAUCGGAGAAAUGAUUCUGGCAUCAACAUUUGCAACUUGGUACUGGACAUUCAAUAAAUCCAAUGUGCCAUUCUUUACCAUCCUAAUCAGUACGGCACGGAUAUUUCGUUACCAUUUGGGGACUGCAGCCUUUGGGUCCCUGAUUCUUGCCGUGUGCCGUGUCAUUCGAGUCAUACUAGAAUACUUAAAUCGCAAGUUGAAGAAAUAUGAUAAUUCUUUUGUCAGGGCAGUCCUGUGUUGUCUUCGGUGUUUCUUCUGGUGCCUGGAAAAAUUCAUAAAAUUCAUCAGUAAAAAUGCAUACAUAAUGUGUGCUAUAUAUGGGAAGAACUUCUGUCGCUCAGCCAGAGAUGCCUUCAAUUUGCUCAUGAGGAAUGUAGUAAGGGUAUUUGUACUGGAUAAGGUGACUGAUUUCCUGCUGCUUUUGGGGAAACUGGCGAUAACAGCAGGAAUAUGUGCUCUAUCAUUCCAUGUAUUCACACAUGAACUGGAGUACAAAGAUUAUGUAAAUAUACCGUCCCUCAAUUACAGUAUUGUACCAGUGGUUAUCAUUGGAGUCGGCACCUUUUUCAUAGCCACUGUGUUCUUUGGAGUCUAUUCGAUGGCUGUGGAUACACUUUUCCUUUGUUUCUUGGAAGACUGUGAGAGAAAUGACGGCUCAGCAGAGAAACCAUACUUCAUGUCAAAAGAGCUGAUGAAAAUUCUUCAUAAAAAGAACAAAUAAGGUUGUGAGAACGAUAAGUAUAUCGCACUAAGUUAGAGAUGUACUUUUGCAUUCUUCAUAUAUUUAUACAUGUUUAGAAUUGUUUACAGUAAUUUCUUACUAGUCUUCUUCCAUUCUGUUAUUGCAGUUACCAUUACUUUAAGUUAGGUUUAUAUCUUCAGAUGUCACUUGUGUCAGGAUGUGAUAACAAACUGUAUGUAAGAAACAGUUGCCUCCGCUCUCAGACAUUGACCCUUGGAAGCCUGAAAUUCACAGCCGCAAGCACAUGUCACCAGGAGAGUAUGAAUGCACAAAUGUUACAUCCACACAUGUUAACGUUUUACCUAAUGGCAGCUGUUCAUUUUGCUCUCUACCAUGGCCUUUUGUGAUAACACGUUACAGUAUAUAGAUAUCUGAUCAAGAAAUUUCUAAUCAGUAUUAUUGCAGAUGUGGAGUAAUUUUUAAAAAUUCUGUUCCUGCCAUAGGAAAACCACCUUGUCUGUGCUACAAAGACGUCUCAGGAGGUAAUUGCUGUACACUCUGAGAAUUAUAUUAAAUGAAAUGCAGUUUUGUUAAUAUUGAACCACGUGGUAUAUAUAGUAACCGCUGUACUUUAAAGGGUUGCUGUCUCUUUGUUACUUAUUUUGAAGAUGUCAAUCUUAAGAUUUAAAAUGUAAGCUGUUUUCUAAUUUGCAACAGUAGUGCCACAAUUCAUGCCUCCAGAUUUAGAACUGUGUUAUUUUAACACUUCGUGGACCAGCAAUUUAAAUAUUUAAAUCACCCUGGGGACCGGCAUUAUUAAACCUACUGAUCUAACUUGUGCACUGUUCA